CCGCCCCCCGCCCCCGCCCUCGGCGCCGCCGGACGCCCCGGACACAACCGGUCGGCGGGGCCGGCGUCCGGCCUGCCGCCCCCGGGCCCGGCGCCCAGCCUCGGGGCCCUGCACGGGCCCGGGACCCCCGCCGGACCCCCGGGCCCGCCCCCGGACGGCCCCGGGGAGCCCCUCUUCGGCCGCUUCCUCUGCACCCCGCUGGCCGCCGCCUGCCCCGAGCCCCCCGACGACCCCCCGCCCCCGAGGAAGCAGCGGGAGCUGCAGGAGCUGCGGGAGCUGCGGGAGCUGCAGGAGCUGCAGAGCACGGCCGAGCAGCUGCGCCUGACGGCCCUGCAGCAGAAGGCGCGGAUCCGGGCCGACCAGGAGACCAUCGGGCAGCUGACCGCACAGCUGGGCCGCUGCGAGAGCGGCCUGCACCUCGCCCUCCAGGACGGACCCCCGGCCUGGGAACCCCCGGCCUGGGAACCCCCGGCCUGGGAACCCCCGCCCGCCGUCCGAAGGCUGCAGGAGGCCGUCGGCGCCCUCCAGGACCGGAUCGAGAAGAUCGAGCAGGAGCUACCGGCCCGCGGGAACGCCUCGUCCUCCACCCCGCCUCACCAGCCCCGGGAUGCCCUUCACUCCAAGAUGGAGGAGCUGGAGGGCCAGCUGCUGGCCAAGAUCGAGGCCCUGGAGAAGGAACGCUCCUCCCUGAACAGCGACAACCAUCAGCAACGCCAGGAUUUGGAGAAGGAGCUGAACGCGCUUCAGAGCCGGGUGGCCGAACUGGAGCAUGAGGCCCCGGCCUUCAGCCCCCCGGAUGCCUUCAAGGUCAACAUCCCCGUGCGGAACAACUACAUGUAUGCCCGUGUGCGCAAGACGCUGCCCGAACUCUACUCCUUCACCAUCUGCAUGUGGCUCCGCUCCAAGUCCGGCGGGGCGGGGCUGGGCACCCCCUUCUCCUACUCGGUGCCCGGGCAGGCCAAUGAGAUCGUGCUGCUGGAAUGGGGGCACAACCCCAUGGAGCUGCUCAUCAACGAUAAGGUGGCGCAGCUGCCCCUGAACCUGAAGGACGGAACUUGGCACCACAUCUGCGUGGCCUGGACCACGCGGGACGGCCUGUGGUCAGCGUACCAGGACGGCGAGCUGCGCGGCUCCAGCGAGAACCUGGCCGCUUGGCAUCCCAUCAAGCCCCACGGGAUCAUGGUACUGGGCCAGGAGCAGGACACCUUGGGCGGCCGGUUUGAUGCCACCCAGGCUUUCGUGGGUGAGAUUUCCCAGUUUAACCUGUGGGACCACAUCCUGACCCCUGGCCAGGUCCUGGGCAUCGCCAACUGCACAGCUCCCCUCCUGGGCAACGUCGUCGCCUGGGAUGACAAGCUGGUGGAGGCCAUUGGCGGGGCCACCAAGUCGGCCUUUGACGCCUGCAGCCGGAGAGUCGAGGCCUGAGGGGAUCCUCCCCCGCCCCUUUCAGGGGGAUCCCUCAUCCACCUGGGUGAGUGGGAUGGAGGCGCCUUCCCCUCUCCUGAGUCCCAUCUCCUUCCCAUCUCCCUCCAGGUGCCUGGGAUCACCCUCUCUCCCCCAACUUCCUUUUCCAAGCGUCUCAUGUCCUGUUUGUGGGGUGUGGGGGAGACCUUCGAACCUUAAAUCGGGCCCGAGGGCAGGGAGUGGGAGGGAGGGUGGGGGGAAGGAUGGCUGUGCGUCUUGCUCUUUCCUCGGGCAUCCUGGCACUGCCCAAGGCCACGGCUCACCCUGGGGCAAUGUUCCCGGCGGCUAAAGCUGGGGGAAUUGAAGGUUUGGGGGGUGCUAGGUUUAGAAGAGCCCGAGUGGAGGCUUCUUGGGAUCCUCUGCCCGUGCCUUGGUGCCAGCUCGGUCCGAUGCUAGGGACCAGGUGGAGUGGCUAAAGCUCGGUGUGAGGGAUGGGGUUGUGGCUGGGUCCCUCUACACGGGAAAAGACCUGGCCUGCUCAUCCUAUUCUGGAUUCCUCCCGAGGACUUUCCCGUAGAACUGCCAGGGCCCUCCUCCCCUGCCCACCACCGGCUGUCAUCACACCGUUUGGGAAAGGGGCAGCCGAUGGCCCGGGCAGUCGGGUUUGCCCCGGGUGGCUCGAGGGACCAAUGGCUCCCUUCUCCCAUGAGCCGUGAGGGUGCUGAGCUCAGCCUCACAUGAGGGUGCUGAGCCGAGGGCAGCUCGACCCCUGCUGGAAAGCUCUUCUCCCCCACCUCCCCUCCCCACUCCAGGCCCAGCCCUCCAUGCCCCUGUAUUAUGUGUCUUUAUCUAUUUAUUAUUUAUUCUAUUUAUUGGUUCUACUCAUUGUUGGGGCUCCCGGGGAUCCUGGGGAUCGAAGCAGGAAGAAAACUGGAUUUUCCUCCCUCAGUCCCAAAGCCCUGCCUGCCUCGCUCCUUACUCCCUCCUGCCACCCUCCUGCCUUCUACCUGCCACCCUCCUGCCACCCACUUGCCUCCUUCCACCCAUCUUCCACCAGGUCCUCCUGUGGUUUCCACUCCCCGCCCCCACAGCUGCCAUCUGCUCCCAAAUCCGAAACAAGGGAGCCAGUGGUCAGGCCAGAAAUUCAGCAGCCCAGAGAAGCAGCCAAGCCCGGAGAGAGGCCCAUUCGUAUGUUGUCGAGUCCGUUUCUUGCAAGUCCAUUGUGGGGGAGCAGCGAGGGGAGAGGUCAAGUGACAGAAGCCCUCCCUGAGCCCCAGUCCUGCCCUUCCAUUGCCUCGCUCAGCUCGGGGGUGGGGGGCGAACCCUCCAGUCGGGGCCCGGGCCACUGCCCACGUCAGGAGGUCGCUCGGUGGUCCCAGGAUCCGGCCACUGGCUUCUCCUCCUGCCUUACAAAAACGUGGCUUCAGCUAGAGCUGAGCCACCAGGAACUCUUGGGUUUCCCAAAAGCUCCAGCCCCUUGGGAAGCGCCCCCCACCCCAGCCCCAGGAAAGGCCCCCCGCCCCGGCGACUCCCAGCGGCUCAGCCCGGCUCCAGCCGCCAUCCCUGACACUGCCCGACUAAUAUCGCUCGUGGCCGAGCCGGAAACUGCUGGGUUCCGUCAGCCAGGGGACUCGUGACCAACAUUUUCAUCUUAGUACAGCAGCCCCCCAGCCCAGUCCCCCCUCCCCACCCUCUCCACCCGUCCCCCAGCC
This is a messenger RNA of Ornithorhynchus anatinus (platypus), 3116 nucleotides long. It is a transcript of the gene NPTXR, whose product is annotated as neuronal pentraxin receptor. The record is from RefSeq and is a predicted model, not a curated record. The annotation marks the transcript as partial. NCBI's taxonomy places the organism in Eukaryota, Metazoa, Chordata, Mammalia, Monotremata, Ornithorhynchidae. The transcript is spliced from 5 exons.